Messenger RNA from Malassezia japonica, 1383 nucleotides. RefSeq lists its product as uncharacterized. Gene Ontology annotation, cellular component: nucleus. NCBI's taxonomy places the organism in Eukaryota, Fungi, Basidiomycota, Malasseziomycetes, Malasseziales, Malasseziaceae. The coding region runs from base 1 to 1383 and encodes 460 amino acids. Gene Ontology annotation, biological process: regulation of mRNA splicing, via spliceosome. The record is from RefSeq and is a predicted model, not a curated record. Gene Ontology annotation, molecular function: zinc ion binding; mRNA binding. The transcript is spliced from 2 exons.
AUGUCCAGGAGAAACAAUGCCCAGAUCACGGGCAUGAACGCGCAGCCGCUCGGCCAUUCGCGACGCUGGGGCGGCGGUGGCGGCGAUCAAGCCCCCGGUCCGUACGAUGCGCCGAAGCGCCGGGCGGACGAGCCGCCCCAGCCGCACGGCGGCGACGAUCCGCACGGUGCGCGCAAGCGGCGCUCGCGCUGGGGCGCCGAGCGCUCAGAUGUUGCGCCUGCCGCGAUUCAAGGACCUGUGAGUGGUCAGGACCUCGAUCGGUAUGCGAUCCAGGUGCGCCUUGAAGAGAUCAACCGCAAGAUGCGGACCGGCGAUUACGGCCGCCGAAACAACACGCGCGAGAUGCGGUAUCGCAAGAAGCUCGACGAGGAGCGCAUCCGCCUUGUGGAGCGGCAGAUGAAGAUCGACCCCAUGUUCCGCCCCCCCGCCGAGUACCAGGCGGCGAAGCGGACGAUGCGCCCGACCGAGAAGGUGUAUUUGCCUGUGCGCGAGUUCCCCGAGAUCAACUUCUUUGGUCUGCUGGUCGGCCCCCGCGGCAAUACGCUGAAAAAGAUGGAGAACCAGAGCGGGGCCAAGAUCCAUAUCCGCGGCCGCGGCAGUGUGAAGCACGGCAAAGGCGCGAGUGCGGAGGACGAGGAGGACAUGCACUGCAUUGUUACCGCCGAUACCGAGCGCCAAGUGAAGCUCUGCAUUAAGCUCAUCAACGAGGUCGUGUCCACGGCCGCCUCCACGCCCGAGACCCAAAACGACCACAAGCGGAGCCAGCUGCGUGAGCUCGCGGUGCUCAACGGUACGCUGCGCGACGACGAGAACCAAGUGUGCCAGAACUGCGGCGAAAAGGGGCACCGCAAGUUUGAGUGCCUGCAGGAGCGCAACUGGGGCGGCGGCAUUACGUGCCACCGCUGCGGCCAGCCCGGCCACGUCGCGCGCGACUGCAUGGCGCAAGGAGGCGAGGGCUGGGGGGCGUACGGCAACCAGGUCGACUCGGAGUACGCGAAUCUCAUGGCCGAGAUCGGCGAGGAUCCGUUUGCGCCCCGCGCGCCGAUGGCCGCCAUGCCCGAGCCGCUGCUCAACGAAAAGGGCGAAAAGAUUCCCCCGUGGCGCGACCCGAGCGUGUGGAACGCGCCGAACGCGCGCCCGGAGCAGCCGACGUACGAUGCGCAGUCCGACGCGGGCUGGGGCGCGCGCGAGGCACCGGACGAAGCGCCGCGCGACUACUCUGCCGAGUGGGCCGCGUACUACGCGGCGCAGGCCGCGCAGCAGAGCGGCGAGGCGCAGGCCGCCGAGGGACAGCCCGUGCGCGACUACUCCAAGGAGUGGGAGGAGUACUACCGGCAGCAGGCCCUUGCGCAGGGGCAGCAGCCGGCAGAGCAGGCUAUGUAG